Messenger RNA from Cydia amplana, 1857 nucleotides. Its product is annotated as facilitated trehalose transporter Tret1-like. Gene Ontology annotation, molecular function: transmembrane transporter activity. Gene Ontology annotation, biological process: transmembrane transport. The record is from RefSeq and is a predicted model, not a curated record. The transcript has 8 exons. The coding region runs from base 30 to 1580 and encodes 516 amino acids. Gene Ontology annotation, cellular component: membrane. NCBI's taxonomy places the organism in Eukaryota, Metazoa, Arthropoda, Insecta, Lepidoptera, Tortricidae.
AAUUGAGUGUUGAUUGAGUGUGAAUUACAAUGGUGCACAAGUUUAAAAUUGAAUCAGUGGAUGGACCGGCAAUAAGUCGAUUGAGAUCAAUCACAUCGCAGGUCGUAGCAUGCAUGUCUCCAAAUCUGCUGCUGUUGGACCUGGGCAUGGCCAUCAGCUUCUCAACUAUCGUAGUGCCUGAUCUCCUGAACGCUUCGGAAGACCUUUCUUUAGAUGAACGACAGGCUUCAUGGUUCGGCAGCGUAGCUUUCCUAGCGCAGCCUAUCGGAGCACUUCUCUCCGGGCCCAUGGUGGAUUACUGCGGUCGCAAGAAGGCCAACUUCAUCGCCAACCUGCCUCAUGUGUGCGCGUGGCUCCUCAUGUUCUUCUGCUGGAACCUGCCCACGCUUUUCCUGGCUAAUGUCCUGCUUGGAUUUGGCACUGGAGUCAUGGAAGCGCCAAUCAAUUCCUACGUCGGAGAAGUAAGCGAGCCAACCAUUCGCGGAGCCCUAUGCACUCUCUCGCAGCUGUUCUCGUCCAUCGGUAUGUUCGUGAUGUACUUCCUGGGCACCGUGGUGGACUGGCGCAGGGCCGCCCUCAUCUGCCUCGUCGCACCCGUUCUCUCCAUGCUUUCAAUUCUGUUGGUACCCGACACACCAGUCUGGCUGCUGGUCCAUAAACGUGAGAAGGAAGCCCUCAAGUCACUGUGUUAUCUCCGUGGUUGGACUACACCCGAGAACGUUCGUGAGGAGUUUGAUGACCUUGUCGUCUACUCUAAAACUUUACAGCAAUGCGUUAUCUGCCAACAAACUAAUGAUAAGAUGCCAACUGACUGUGAACAUGACAAAAUGAAUAUUAUUAAGAGGUUAAUACUGAAAUUUAGAUACGUAAUGUUGUGCAAGGAGACUCUCCGACCACUCCUUCUCGUCUUGUUAUACUUCACAUUCCUGGUGAUGAGCGGAUUGGUCCCCACCAGACCAAACAUGGUCAAUGUAUGUGGAGCCCUUGGAAUGGCAGACGAUGGAAAGAAAGUUAUGCUUAUGGUUGGCAUACUUACCCUGAUCACUAGCAUCGUGACGAUUGGGUUCAUCAAAAUCUUCGGCAAACGCAAACUGGCACUUUUCGCUAUGCUCGGCGCUGCCAUGUCCUGCGCAGCGCUCAGCGCCUACGCUAAGAGCAACGUACCAGAUUCCGUCUUCUCCUAUGACAUUGAUACGUUUCCUGACACAAAGAGCUACGUGCCGCUCGUGUUGUUUUAUAUGAUCGCUAUCUUUAACGGGUUUGGAGUACCAUGGGUGCUGCUUGGAGAAGUCUUUCCAUUUAGGAGUCGUGCAACCGCUCAAGGUAUAGCGGCGGCCUUAAACUACGUAGUGACCUUCAUUGCUACUAAAACAUUCAUCGACUUGGAGACAAGCACGCAUCUAUGGGGCACCUAUGCCGUAUAUGCUGCCUUCAGCUUUCUAGGAACUAUAUAUUUAUACUUCUUUUUACCAGAAACAGAGAGAAAGAGUUUGCAGGAAAUUGAAUCAUACUACAAUGGCAAGCUGAAAACAUUCGCCGAUGAUCCCGUCAUUAACCUGUUUAAGAGAUUCAAGAGAUAGUCUUUUGGGUUUCAAAUUAUUUAUUCCAUUGCAGAGAUCAAGACUUAAUGUAAUCGUUGAACCUAACGAGGCUUUAAAGAUUUAUUGGUUCUCUCUCCCGAGCUCAUCUUGAAGCUUGUGCCAGAUAUAUUUAUAUUUUCGAGCAUGUUUAAUAUUUAAGCAUGUAUAGUGACGAUUCCAGAACUAAUUCCACUAACAAAACACGGAUAGAAUGCAAACGAAAGUAAGUUAAACCAAAACCAAUGAUUAUGAAAUAUUCAAGUUGAAAAUUACAGCU